ACCAUGAAAUCAGAAAACCACACAGGUAUUUUGGAAUUUCUCCUUCUGGGCCUUUCAGAGGAUCAAAGACUACAACCCUUCCUCUUCUGGCUAUUCCUGUCUAUGUAUCUGGUCACUGUGCUGGGUAAUCUGCUCAUUAUCUUAGCUGUGAGCUUUGACCCCCACCUCCACAUCCCCAUGUAUUUCUUCCUCUGCAUCCUGUCUUGUGUUGACAUAUCUUGCACCUCCACUACAGUCCCCAAAAUGCUUGUGAACAUCCAGACAGUGAAUAAAGCUAUCAGCUUCAGAGACUGCCUUACCCAGGGAUAUUUUUUCCUGGCUUUUAUCUGUAUGGACAAUUUACUCCUGACUGUUAUGGCCUAUGACCGCUAUGUGGCUAUCUGCCACCCUCUGUAUUACACUGUCAUCAUGAACCCCCACCGCUGUGGCCUAUUGAUUCUACUCUCUUUGUUCAUUAGCACCAUGACUGCCCUGCUCCACAUUCUGAUGGUGUUCCAUCUGUCCUUCUGCACAGACCUGGAAAUCCCUCAUUUCUUCUGUGAACUUGCUCAGUUACUCAAGCUCUCCUGCUCUGAUACCCUCAUCAAUAACAUCCUUGUAUAUAUAGCGACUAGCCUGUUGGGUAUAGGUCCUCUUUCUGGGAUCAUUUUCUCUUAUAUGUGCAUUGUCUCCUCCAUCCUGAAAAUCCCAUCAACUGGUGGAAAGUAUAAGGCUUUUUCCACCUGUGGAUCCCACCUGUCUGUUGUUUCCUUAUUCUAUGGGACCUCUCUGGGGGUCUAUUUUGGCUCUGCAGCUAAUUCGUCCUCAAGUAUGAGAGCAGUGGCCUCAGUGAUGUACACUGUGGUCACUCCCAUGAUGAACCCCUUUAUCUACAGCCUGAGGAAUAGGGACCUGAAGGAAGCCUUGAGAACACUUGUCUCAGCAAUAUCUUCCUUUCUGUAA
Molecule: messenger RNA, 942 nt
Organism: Echinops telfairi (small Madagascar hedgehog)
Lineage: Eukaryota; Metazoa; Chordata; Mammalia; Afrosoricida; Tenrecidae
Product: olfactory receptor 7G3-like
Exons: 1
Coding region: 4-942 (312 amino acids)
Biological process (GO): G protein-coupled receptor signaling pathway
Cellular component (GO): membrane
Molecular function (GO): olfactory receptor activity; G protein-coupled receptor activity
Source: RefSeq, a predicted model, not a curated record